This is a messenger RNA of Chanos chanos (milkfish), 1278 nucleotides long. RefSeq names its product pdgfa associated protein 1b (gene pdap1b). The coding region runs from base 302 to 829 and encodes 175 amino acids. The record is from RefSeq and is a predicted model, not a curated record. The transcript is spliced from 6 exons. NCBI's taxonomy places the organism in Eukaryota, Metazoa, Chordata, Actinopteri, Gonorynchiformes, Chanidae.
UUAGACAUUUCCUGUCUCGUCAGCGUCAUCUGCUUUGAUUAAAUGUAAAUGUUAAAUAAAUUCUAAAAUUCGGAAAUUUUGUAUGACUUUGAGGUCAAAUAAACUAGUUUAUACUUGUCAAUUAUUUGUACCGAACAGACAGUGGGUACCUGGCCUGAAAGCUGAAAACACUGCAGGGUCCGUGGAGUGUGGCUAGUUAGCUAGGUGUCAAAAUUACUGUCUUGCUGUCUAACCAGCUGUGGCUGGAGUAAACAUCUUACUAUUGAUUUGUCAGCUCAGUACUUUCAACAAAGUCGACAAAAUGCCCAAAGGAGGCAAGAAGGGUGGACAUAAAGGUCGGAUGAGAACGUACACAAGUCCAGAGGAAAUAGAUGCUCAGAUGAAAGCUGAAAAAGAGCGAAAAAAGCUUGAAGAGGAAGAAGGGGCAUCCGUCAAUGACAACCAGUCUGAAGAGAGACUGCCUGCGUCAGGCUCUGAAGACAGCGACGAUGAAAGCUCUCAUAGAAGAAAGGGGGUGGAGGGAUUGAUAGAGAUUGAAAACCCCAAUCGAGCCGCACAGAAAGCAAAGAAAGUGACUGACAUUGAGCUGGAUGGGCCUAAACAACUUUCUAGAAGAGAAAGAGAAGAGAUAGAAAAGCAGAAGGCCAAAGAGAGGUAUAUGAAAAUGCAUUUAGCUGGAAAGACAGAUCAAGCUAAAGCAGACCUCGCCCGACUCGCAAUAAUUCGAAAGCAGCGUGAGGAGGCAGCGCGCAAAAAGGAAGAGGAACGGAAAGCGAAAGAGGCAGCGGCGGCAGCAGCGAAAGGACUACAUACAUUGUCCCUCAAGUGAUCAGAGAUGUUUUCAUGCAUUUUUUGGACUGUUGCUGUGUGUACAAAUGUAUCGACCUUGCUGUUCCUAAGAGGGGAAAAAAUUAUGCGGAUGACGUGAGAUGCUUUGUAAGAUAUUGCAAAACAAGAGAUAUUUAAUAGUUCUGUAUAUUUUAACACUGAAAGAAGGUAUUAUUGUAACAGUUAUGCUCUUGAGAGAGCCCAGAUGUUUUCACCAAAGCUGUUAACAUGGAAUGCCCAUAAUAAUAUAUUUGUUAUCAUUAUUAAUAUUCUUAACUGAGUCAGUUAUGUCAAUGCUGUCUCGGUUUAAUUAUUGUGAGAGGGUAAAUUACGGUGCAAUUAACCUACAGUCUUAUGUUGCAACAAUAUUAACAAGUUUUGAGAAUUCUCUCUCAAGGAAUUGCUACUCUGAUACUUAUUCUGAGAAUAAAAUAUAGUAUUUUGGGUUUG